GAGGAGGGGGCGGGGCAGCCGCGGCACCGCCUCCUGGGGGGACUGCGGGGCCGCCGCGGCCAGGUGAGGUGGCCGUUCCCUCCUGCCUUUCCCGCAUUUCUUUCUUUCCUUCCCAUUCCUGGCCCGGCCGGGACGCAGGUUAAAAAGUUAUACCAUCUCAGGGAAGCAGCAGUGCACUGUGGGUUUCUUGGAGCAGCAACUCUGGUCAGUAAUGAGCAGAUGAUAAAGAGUUAAACAGUGCCUGGUAAACAACGUAAUCACAGUGGCAACACUGUACAAGCAAAGACAUCAAAGAGCGGGGGACUUUGGUGUUCCCAUGUCAGUUGGAAACAUGCCCAGGAUCUCAGCUGCCAGAGUGCCUGCAAUUUUUACAUAGAUUUCUAUAGGUCUUGUAACCAUGUCUGUUAAUGCGACAGAGAAUGAUCCUCCCAGAUUCUUUGUGGGUGGAGAAGAUGGAGAAGGAUUAUUGGAUUCAGCCAGAUCUACAGAUUAUGAACACUUCUAUGACCAUGGGGAAGAAGAGGAGGAAGAGUACGACUCUCCACCAGAAAGACAAAUUGCAGUUGGGAUUUGUUCAAUGGCUAAGAAAUCAAAGUCCAAACCAAUGAAAGAAAUUCUUGAACGCCUCUCCAUGUUUAAGUAUAUAACUGUGGUGAUAUUUGAAGAGGAUGUUAUUUUGAAUGAGCCAGUUGAAAAUUGGCCUUUAUGUGACUGUCUCAUUUCUUUUCACUCUAAAGGGUUUCCACUGGACAAAGCAGUAGCUUAUGCAAAACUCAGGAAUCCGUUCAUAAUCAAUGACUUGAAUAUGCAGUAUCACAUACAAGACAGAAGAGAAGUCUAUGGCAUUCUUAAAGCUGAAGGAAUUUUACUUCCUCGCUAUGCAGUUCUGAACCGUGAUCCAAACAAUCCCCAAGAAUGCAACUUGAUUGAAGGAGAAGAUCACGUGGAAGUGAAUGGAGAAAUUUUCCAGAAGCCCUUUGUAGAAAAGCCAGUUAGUGCUGAGGACCACAAUGUUUACAUUUAUUAUCCAACAUCUGCUGGGGGUGGAAGCCAGAGGCUCUUUCGAAAGAUUGGCAGCAGAAGCAGUGUUUAUUCUCCUGAAAGCAGUGUGAGGAAAACAGGCUCCUAUAUUUAUGAGGAAUUCAUGCCUACAGAUGGAACUGAUGUGAAGGUGUACACGGUAGGUCCAGAUUAUGCUCAUGCUGAGGCCCGGAAGUCUCCAGCUCUGGAUGGCAAAGUAGAACGAGACAGCGAAGGAAAAGAAGUGAGAUAUCCAGUCAUCCUGAAUGCAAGAGAGAAGUUAAUUGCUUGGAAAGUAUGCCUUGCCUUUAAGCAAACAGUUUGUGGCUUUGAUUUGCUACGUGCAAAUGGACAGUCCUAUGUCUGUGAUGUGAAUGGGUUCAGUUUUGUGAAAAACUCCAUGAAAUACUAUGAUGAUUGUGCUAAGAUACUGGGAAAUAUCAUAAUGAGAGAACUUGCUCCCCAGUUUCAAAUACCAUGGUCAAUUCCUUUGGAAGCUGAAGACAUUCCUAUUGUGCCUACCACCUCCGGAACAAUGAUGGAGCUUAGAUGUGUUAUAGCUGUAAUACGCCAUGGGGAUCGAACACCAAAGCAAAAAAUGAAAAUGGAAGUAAAACAUCAGAGAUUUUUUGAUCUCUUUGAAAAAUGUGAUGGAUAUAAAUCUGGAAAACUGAAACUGAAAAAACCAAAACAGUUGCAGGCAAUACUUGAUAUAGCAAGGCAGCUCCUUUUAGAACUUGGGCAAAACAAUGAUUCUGAAAUUGAAGAAAGUAAAGCAAAACUUGAACAGCUAAAGACUGUGUUAGAAAUGUAUGGGCAUUUUUCAGGCAUAAAUCGCAAAGUUCAGUUAACAUAUCUUCCUCAUGGCUGCCCUAAGACUUCCAGUGAAGAGGAAGAUAAUAGAAGAAAUGAGCCAUCCCUGCUUCUGGUUCUAAAAUGGGGAGGAGAGUUGACCCCUGCAGGCAGGGUUCAAGCAGAGGAGCUUGGAAGAGCUUUCAGGUGUAUGUAUCCAGGUGGACAAGGAGAUUAUGCUGGAUUUCCUGGAUGUGGAUUACUUAGAUUACAUAGCACUUACCGACAUGAUCUCAAAAUCUAUGCUUCUGAUGAGGGACGAGUUCAGAUGACUGCAGCAGCUUUUGCAAAGGGACUACUGGCCUUAGAGGGAGAGCUGACUCCUAUUCUUGUCCAGAUGGUAAAAAGUGCUAAUAUGAAUGGUCUGUUGGACAGUGACAGUGACUCUUUAAGCAGCUGUCAACAUCGUGUUAAAGCAAGGCUCCAUGAAAUUCUCCAGAGAGACAGAGAAUUUACUGCUGAUGACUAUGAUAAGCUCACUCCAUCUGGAAGCAUCUCACUGAUAAAGUCAAUGCAGGUUAUUAAAAAUCCUGUAAAGACAUGUGACAAGGUCUAUUAUUUGAUACAGAGUUUGACUUCUCAGAUCAGGCAGAGAAUGGAAGACCCAAAGUCUGCAGAUAUUCAGCUGUACCACAGUGAAACUCUAGAACUGAUGUUGCGCAGGUGGGCCAAGUUGGAAAAAGACUUCAAAACAAAAAAUGGAAGAUACGAUAUUAGCAAAAUUCCUGAUAUUUAUGACUGUAUAAAAUAUGAUGUACAACACAAUGGAUCCUUAAAAUUAGAAAACACAAUGGAAUUAUAUAGGCUUUCAAAAGCUUUAGCUGACAUUGUGAUUCCUCAGGAAUAUGGUAUUUCUAAAGCUGAGAAACUGGAGAUUGCCAAAGGUUACUGCACACCUCUAGUCAGAAAAAUUCGUUCUGAUCUUCAGAGAACUCAAGAUGAUGACACUGUAAAUAAGCUUCACCCUCUCUACUCCAGGGGUGUUAUGUCCCCAGAACGCCAUGUUCGUACCCGGCUGUAUUUCACCAGUGAGAGUCAUGUCCACUCUCUGUUAUCCACCCUUCGUUACGGUGCCUUAUGUGAUGAAUCAAAAGAUGAGCAAUGGAAACGAGCUAUGGAUUACUUAAAUGUGGUCAAUGAACUCAAUUACAUGACACAGAUUGUUAUAAUGCUCUAUGAGGAUCCAAACAAGGAACUUUCUUCGGAAGAACGUUUUCAUGUAGAGCUGCAUUUCAGUCCAGGAGCUAAAGGCUGUGAGGAAGAUAAAAAUUUACCAUCUGGAUAUGGAUACAGACCUGCCUCCAGAGAGAAUGAAGGCUCAAAGAAAACCUCUCAUAGAAAUGAUAGUGAUGAGGAGGUGCACGCUCCUAAACGAGAUGAAACGGAUCGAUCAGUAGUGAUGUUCAAGCCAAUGGUAUCAGACCCAAUUCACAUACACAGAAAGUCACCCCUUCCACGAUCUAGGAAGAUUGGUUCUGUUGAAGAAGAGAGCCCCCUGAGUGUGUCUAGCCCAGAGUGUAUUGGUACCUGGCUGCAUUACACCAGUGGUGUGGGUACUGGGCGUCGAAGACGCAGAUCAGGGGAACAAAUCACUUCUUCCCCUGUCUCCCCUAAAUCACUGGCUUUCACAUCCAGUAUUUUUGGCUCAUGGCAACAGGUCCUAUCAGAAAGCAAUAGUAACUUACGAACACCAAGAACUAUUCUGGAACAAAAGCAGAGUGGUCUAGGGUCUCACUGUGCGGGCCUGUUUAGCACCUCAGUGCUCGGGGGUUCUUCAAGUGCACCUAACCUACAGGAUUAUGCUCGUACGCAUCGUAAAAAGCUGACUUCUUCUGGCUUCAUAGAUGACACCACACGCGGUUCUGCUGUUAAAAGGUUUUCUAUCUCAUUUGCUCGACACCCAACCAAUGGUUUUGAACUGUAUUCGAUGGUGCCUUCUAUUUGCCCUUUGGAAACUCUACACAAUUCCUUGUCUCUGAAGCAGGUGGAUGAAUUUCUGGCUUCUGUUGCUGCUCCAUCAAGGGAAAAUCUACAGGAGACAUCUUCUCCAACUUACAUGAUGCCCCAUUCAGGAAGAAAAAUUUCUUUAAAUACAUUUACCCCUGCAAAAAUUCAACCAAUUCCACUUGAAACUUUGCCUGAAAGGCUAGUGGUGGAGAAACUAACCUUAUCUACCCUUGGAUGUCCUGUUAAUGUAUCUAAUAUUAAACCAUCUCUUGAAGAGGCCUCACUAGAUGCAGAACUUUGUGGUAAAACUCUUUCUGAGAAGAAAUGAUCAGACAAAACUGGAAACAACUUCUUAAAUGGUUAUUUAGUGUGCAUUCAAGCAAGUUACUGAGAUGUCAAAAGCCACUUAUGUCUGCAUCUCCAAUUCAUAGUGCACUUAAAAGAUCUUUAUACAUGGUUAACUAGUGUGCACAGUAAUUAGGUCCAGCGUCUUUUCUCAUUUUCUAAAACAUAGUAUACUUACCAGUUUGAUGAGCAUCACAGCUUUUAAUGGAAAAGCUGCACAUAAACCUUUUCUGUGUCUUCAAAUAUCUACUGUAAACAUGUACAAAAAGAAGAUGGUAUGUAUUACAGUGGCUCUGUUGUUGUCACUAUAAUGAAAGCAUUGUCUGUUGUCAUCAUAAACUCCUAUUUUCAGGAGUUUAUAAUCUCCCUGUGAAUUUCUUCUGUGUGCUAAAACAGAACACGCAUCUUGACUUUUUUUCAAUUUAACUACAUUUCCAAAGAGAUCUCUUUUCUCUGGUUUGGAGAUAAGCAGAUAUUUCUGCAUUUUAAUUAUAUCAUAUUAUAUAUGCUGCAAUAAUUAGGCAUGGUGGAGUGAGUUCAUGUAUCAGCACUUUUGAUUACUCUUUUUUUUUCUCUGUGUUUACAUCAGACCCGUAACAUUCAAAUCUACCUUCUCUUUUAUUGUUUAAUACACAUGCUUUUAUACAGAUACCUGUAUAUCAUCCAGCAGAUAACACUGUCCUUUAUAUGUUUUAAUCAAAACAUAUGUUUUAUCAAAACUGUCUUUUAUAUGUUUUUAUCAAAACCUUCUUUUGCUUACUAAAAAAGACAGUUUUAUUUUCCUUGCCAUGUUUUUCUAGAAAAAGGUGAUACUAAAAAGCAGGUUUUGUAGAAUGAGAAAUGGUUACAGCUGGUCUGCUACUAAAUUUAUUCUAAAAAUUGUAACUAUUCCACCUAUGCUUUAUUGUCAUCCUUUUAGCACAGAGAGAGACUGGACUACCAGAACUCAGUGCAUACUAUUCCAAAAUACUCAGGAUUUGUCAUGGCCUGGGUAUUUUCAUACCUCCCUCCUUCCAAUCUGUUGGUUGACAGCAACUCUCAAGAAAAAAAAACAACAACAACAA
This is a messenger RNA of Vidua macroura (Pin-tailed whydah), 5228 nucleotides long. It is a transcript of the gene PPIP5K2, whose product is annotated as diphosphoinositol pentakisphosphate kinase 2. The record is from RefSeq and is a predicted model, not a curated record. Gene Ontology annotation, molecular function: diphosphoinositol pentakisphosphate kinase activity; inositol hexakisphosphate kinase activity; 5-diphosphoinositol pentakisphosphate 1-kinase activity. Gene Ontology annotation, biological process: inositol metabolic process; inositol phosphate biosynthetic process. Gene Ontology annotation, cellular component: cytosol. The transcript is spliced from 31 exons. Bases 398 to 4147 code for a protein of 1249 amino acids. NCBI's taxonomy places the organism in Eukaryota, Metazoa, Chordata, Aves, Passeriformes, Viduidae.